AACCGCUCUCCAACCAUGCUCGGCAAGGCGGCAGCUCGAGUCCCUCUGUCCAGUCGAGGCUAUAUCGACCUUAUGGAUGCUGGUCUUAGUGGCGUUUCUGGCGCUCAACACAUAAUAUCCAUGAUUUCGUCGCGUCGUUCAGUCACCAAGCUUAUAUUGGGUUCAAAUAAUCUCGGAGACGAUGGAUGUAUAGUCCUUUUCAAGUUCCUUGCCUCUGCUGUGGGACGGAAACAUCAAAUAGCGGAAAUCAGCCUCAACACCAACCGUUUGGGCAAUCGGGGCCUGCUUGCUAUCGCAGAAUAUUUACAAGACAACCAGUCUUUGAGGCAGCUCCUCCUUCCAUAUAACACCUUCACCUAUGACGCAGAGGUGCUGACCAGAUUCACAAGCGCCUUGAACUCGUCUCGUCUUCAACUUUUGUCUUUGACAGGCAACCACGAUCUCUCCGACCCAUUUGUAUGCGAAUUCCUACCCCUUCUCGACUCGCCUGAGCUGCAAGAACUUCACCUCUCCGCUACCGGACUUACACCCAAUGCCUCUCCGUCGCUCAUUGAAUACGUCUCUUCCCCUCGCUGUCAUCUGCAUGUCCUCAAGUGUAAUGGCAACUCACUAGGCUUCAGGGCUAUCAAAGCUAUCGUUCGUGCUGUGGAACGACACAACUUCACCAUUGUAACCUUGGAGAUGUAUUCCAAUCAGGCCACCACCGAGCCUGUGAAUAGCGACAACACGGAGGACGAUGAAGAGGACCAAGAUGACGGCGCCGGCCCCAGCUCCGUCGGACUCGACGCCUGGAAAGCAAAUGACGCGUCCAUCCGUCGUGUCUUGCUUCGAAACUCGCAUCUGAAACGAGUGACGGAAAAGGAUGCGCUUUGCCUUCUGCGAUAUUCGCGUCCACUCUUAUUACCGCGUCAAAUGCCAGAUGCUGUGCCUCCAACAGAACCUUCACCAUCUGGCUUUGCUUUCCGUUCUCUUCCUACUGAGCUCCAGCUCUACAUUAUGUCCUUCUUCGCGCCGUCCCUUUCCCCAGCACAAAGAAUCAGAAUAUACACAUAUGCGUCUUCAUCAGCGACUCUCCCCCGCAUAACACUGAGCCUGCCAGGAUUUCCUAUCAAAGGCACCUCGAUGUGUGUUCUCGACCCUGCAAUAAUGCCUUCUACUGGCAGCAGUAGUGGGUGUGCUGGGGGUCGCUGUGCCGGUGCUGGAGGCAAGACGCUGACGGAGUUUUGGUGGCCACAAGCCCCUCACUUUUUCUCUUUCGUUGAGCAGUUUCCGAAGCUUUCCUGGCGCCUCACGGAGUACGGCAUUUGGAUCCACUCUAGGAAUGAAGUUGUUCUAUAUACUUCUUUCCACGGGUGUUCUUUAACCUCGUCAGGGCUGCAACAAAGGGCACGUUGCGAAUACAAGAAUAGUUUUCGCAAACUCAGCUACCGCGCUGAACUGUUCGUCGUCGCAACUCCGGAAGAUGUGGAGAAUGCAGCCAUGGAGUUUGCAACUAUGGUGACUGUUUCUAAUGUCGAUCGCAUCCUUCAAGAUGUUCUUGAACACGAGUCGCCCACCAUCGCUAGGUUGGCCAUUGCUAGUCUCGGCAAGGAUUUAGUCCUCAGCCACUUUCCCACAAAGCCACAAGACUUCAACGGAUCGCUUGUGGCCCGCGUACUUUCGGACCUAAGUGUCUUCUUCCUGUUGGCCCACAAAAUCACCAAUAUCAACGACAAUCAUCACAUCCUCGUUAAAGAGGCGUUGAUUGUUCUUCAGACCAUCGCGCAACAAAUUAUGAACCUCAAGACCAAGUCCAGCCAUGCCACGACUUCGAAGCAUGGUAAGGUCGUGAUGUCACUGAACGGUCUGAACCACAAGUCCCGUGUGCGACACCAACGAACCCCACGCAAUGCUGGGCCCGAAGUCCUGCUGGACAUUGCGCCAUUUGAACGACUUGGCAUAGGCCUUCCCAAGAGCCUUGAAGAAUUUGAACAAGCGGAAGCGCUCAUCAUCUCCACCCAGAAGUCCAUCUUGGAGGCUUAUCUUGAAUCGCUACGUCUCCCUCAUGUUUGGGAGUCACUCAAGAGCGCCUGCCUCCAGACCGAAAUGCCAGAGUCUGAACCAGAGAUCGACGCUGAGGUCAAUGAUCGCGAAGACGGCCCCGCCGUAGACAUCCAUGUCGAUAAUGACACGCCCUUUCACGUAAUCCAGACGAUCAAAUUCUCCGCAAUUUACCGCAAACGCAUUGCGGGAUUCGGAGAUUGGGAUAUCAAUCUCGCACCCCAAGCCGAGCAGCAAUUUCGCACUCUCAACAAACAAGACAAAGCAUUGUUCAACGUCCUGUGGAAAACUCUUCGAAUGCUUUCGCGGGGUAGACUGGCGGAUGCAACACAGCAGAUCAAUACGGUCGAAAGCGAGUUGCCCAUUUUCAAAGUUGCUGUUGGCGAAGAAUUUCUGGUGUAUUAUGUCGACUGCGUUGCAACUGACGAUCAGAAUGAUCAGCAAGUCCUCAAAGUUUUCGGACUAUAUCCAGCCUCGGAAGUCUCAGGAGGGACAUUCUGGGACUCGAUGAGUCGUGAGCUGUCGAAGAGAGGAACAGUUUAUAUUGCAAGAUGUAAUCACCGUCAACCUGACUUGACCCAAUCUGGUGUAUUCACGCCAAUGGUCUUCACAGCGAGAAUUACUGCCGUCGACUGGGACGGACCGACACAAUUGCCGACGGACGACACCGAACGAAUUCUUUCGUUGCUAUUGAAAACGAUCCAUUUCUCCCAGGACGUCAUGCGUUCAAUCAUAGAAGAUAUUGAGGCUACCUUCGUUCUUGUGAUCUCCCCUGAGGAGCGAAGGAUUGUUGAACAUGACGAGUCGUGUUAUGUUUUUGGUCGUAGUGGAACAGGCAAAACGACGACCAUGCUCUACAAGAUGCUCCUCAUUGAAACAAGCUGUUUGCAACUAUCGGCUCGCCCUGUCCGACAACUUUUUGUUACUCAAUCGCGAACCCUUGCCGACAAGGUUGGGGAGCAUUUUCGUCAUUUGAUCAGUGGUUAUCGUCCCACCGCUGUGGCACGCAACUUGAUUGCCAGUAAAAUAGCUGGCAGGGCCCUUGUCAAACGAGAAGAACGCGACAAGCUACGAGAUGAUCUGCCUUCUCGCUAUAGCGAACUACAAGAUCAUCACUUCCCUCUUUUUAUUUCGUUUGAACAGCUGUGUGUUCUCUUGGAAAAUGAUGUUGUAGCUCAAUCAGAAGGCACAUCGAAGAAGACGCCCACCUAUUUGACCUUUGACAAGUUUAAAACUCAAUAUUGGCUCCAUUUCCCCCAGGCUUUAACCAGAGGUCUGGAUGCCGCAUCUAUCUUCUCUGAGUUCAUGGGCGUGAUCAUGGGAUCAGAAGCCGCUCUUGCUAGCACAUCAUCGUAUCUUGGACGCGAGGCAUAUGUCGCAAGCCAGCCACGGCGGAAUAUUCCAGCGAGCUUGAAAACGAGGAUAUACGACCUCUUCCUCAAGUACCAUUCAGAAAAGCGCUGUCGAGGCGAUUUAGAUUUAGCAGAUAGAACUCGAUUGGUCCUACAGGAGUUCAGAAAGAACGGAGUCCCAGGACAGAAGAUCGACUACUUAUACGUUGACGAGGUUCAAGACAAUCUUCUCAUCGACAUGUUGCUUCUUCGAUCCCUCUGCCAUAACCCCAACGGACUCUUCUGGGCUGGGGAUACCGCUCAAACAAUUUCAGCUGGGAGCGCAUUUCGCUUCAAGGAGCUGAAGGCAUUUUUGUAUCGUGUUGAGCAACGGCGAAAGUGCAAGCAGCCUGGCGCCUCGUUCAUGCCGGUAUCGCAACCCCAGAUCUUUCAGUUGACCACAAAUUACCGCUCGCACACCGGAAUUGUCAACUGUGCUCGGACGAUCAUUGAAACGAUCAUGCAUUUUUGGCCAGACUCUAUCGACAAGCUUCAACCAGAGAGGGCAACUGUUGAUGGACUGACACCGUUGUUUUUCGACAACCGGGAUAACACGGUGGAUGCUAAUCGGUUCCUGUUUGGUCCCGAAACAUCUGGUGGGAGGAUCGACUUCGGUGCUUAUCAAUGUAUUCUGGUACGCGACAAAUCUGCGAAAGAACGAUUUCUGCGAGAAGUUGGCGAACUCGCGAUCAUCAUGCCGAUCUAUGACGCAAAGGGUCUCGAGUUCAACGACAUUUUACUCUACGACUUCUUUGCCGAUUCCGAUGUCGAAGAGGCCCAAUGGCGAGUCAUACUCAAUAUGCUCGAGGAGGAAAUCGCUCCUGCUUUUGACAGCAUACGACAUUCAAGCGUCUGCAUGGAGCUCAAGUCGCUCUACGUGGCUGUAACACGUGCACGAAGCAAUUUGUGGAUUGUCGACCGUUCCAGCAAAGGCGAGCCCAUGCGGGCUCUGUGGGCGCGAAGGCAUCAAGUGCAGAAUUGUUCUUUUGGCAAAGACACUCGACAGUUUGCGAUAGCUUCGCGCCCGGAAGAUUGGAAGGCUCAGGGCGAGGAACUCUUCGAUAAGGGGUUGUUCUCGAAUGCUCGACUGUGCUUUCAGCGCGCGUUCAUGCCGCACGAAGCUGCUAUCAGCAAUGCAUACGCGCUCCGCGAAGAAGCCGAAGAAAUGUUCGCCAAGCCGCGAGAAACCAAGCUCAAGUUCGUCGAAGCCGGAAAUGCCUUCCUCAGCUGUGCCAAAAGCACAACUGACACUGAGACGUCCUGGGAGUAUGCCGCAAUUGCAGGUGAUUGUUUUGAGCGCGGCGACAGCCUGCUUUGUGGCGUCGAGGCUUUCACUCUCGCCAGAAAAUUCGACAAGGUUGCCACAUUCUAUCGCAAACUUGGUAUGUUUGACGAGAUGGUGCAAACAAUACAACAGCAUCCCGAAAUUGACACGACAACAUCGAAAGCUCUCAUCAAUGUCGCCCGGCUUUUCUAUUUCAAAAGCGGCCAUCCCAAGAAAGCCGCAGCCCUGUUCAGCAGCACGGAAGAUCCUUUGGAGUAUUUGUCAAGUCGCGGUUUGCAAGUGGAACGAGCCCGGUUUUUGCAAGACGUGAAAGAAGAACUUUCUCAGGCGGCAGAAGUUCAGCUUCAAGCAGGCAAAUUAUUCGCAGCCAUCGAGCUCUUUGUCCGCGACGGCAACAGCGAAAGGGCGGCAGCCUGUAUCGCUCAAGGGUUCUGGGCAUCACUUCCAUUUGCUACAACAGCUGUGGCAAGCGACCCAAGCGUCUCUAGGCUGCUCAAGUUCGCGGCUCGGUUGGACUUGACCUGCUUAGCAUCCACACGGCGCGAUGAGAUAAAUAUGUUCGAAGCCAUCAUUAACCAGGACAUCGACAAACUACGAAUUGUCGGUCAAUCUUUCCAAACUGCGAAUAAUACACCAGCCGUCCUCCUGUGUCUCGACCACUAUUUCACUCAUAGAUCCAGUGUGCAAGAUUUAGAGGUUGACGCGCUGGUUGAUCAUCUUAGCCUCUUUUUGCUCUUCGUAAAGCACUUAUACCACGCUGCCUUUGGCAUUGAUCCGGCUACGACUUCUGGAGCAGCCAGGUUGAUGGGUUUUUCGAAAGACAGCGAAGACCGAUUCACGAUUCCUCCGACAUGGUUUCUGCAACAAUUCCUGAACGACAGCAAACGACCCCAGGACGUUGGGUCUUGCGUGGUAUCAGCCUUUCAACUGCGGAAUGCAUACCAAACGGCUCUUCGACGACGUCUCUAUGAUCAUGUUUGGAAGGAAAAUGCGUCCUGCCGUACGAACAAAGUAUUCCGAGGGCCGUGUCUGACUUUCACCCUCUUCAAUCGCCAUUGCAAUCGCCAUGAAUGUCAACAGGAACACGUCGAUCCCGCGACUCUUACUCCAGAAAGCUAUACACUCCGUGUCCGGGCUCACUUGCUCCAAAUACUGAUUUAUCAGAGUCUACAGUUCCAGCGUAUGAGCAUUGCUGAACGAGGAUUUUGGAUGUCUCGUUUGUACUCCAUCCUCAAUCCGUCGUCUUAUCGUUUGGGUUCCCCUGGCCAUUUCCGUCUGCGAAAUAUACCGGAAGCGGCUUUGGGACUGCGCGUCUUAGGAGACUGGCUCCGCGAUGGCGCAUACGGCCUUGGAUUCGAGCCUGGAUUCCCUUUCUUCAAGUUGACACACUUUGUCGAAAUAGUCCAACUCGCUUUCCAAUUUGAUCGCCAGUAUGCCAUGGACUACCUGACUAAAGCGCCGUUCAUGAACACGAACAAACCGCUCAUUUAUCAACGGGGGCCAGGCGGAUAUGUUCUAUUUGAGUUCUUGAAGGCUAUCCAAGAUGCUGAGGAAUGGUCGCUCUCAGCUGGAGUCAUUUUUCUGCGACACAUUGCGGUUGAGAACGCGCUUCCGAUUCAGAUCCGUCUCAUCUGUGACCUCGCGGACAACAUAUGCGGGCGAUUGAUUAUUGCGGACCGGCAGCGGCGCGGUGGAGUGUUCCACAACAUCACCCUCCCCCUCAGCUGGCUCGUACGGCAAGUGACAUCGGGUAGGAACGGCUUUGUAAGCCCAAGGGCUUCCAAUACUUGUUGGAUUUUUGCUCGAACAUUGGUGGCACUAUUGGAGCCCGUCUUAACCGGUGUUGGUGCAGGUCACCUACUUUUCGACAACAAGGACCUUGCAAACGCCGUCAUUGGCUUUCGGAUUCGAAACAUCUUUCUCGCAAGAUUGUGUCGUUGUCUUGGAUUGCUUGUGUACAAUUUCGGCAGUGCUUCUCUGAGGAUGUUUGUCUUCCAGUCCAUUACCUCUCUGGGAAGCUAUCCGCCGCGCAUUUUCUCCCAGAUGACCAUGAGCUUUAUUCAAGCCAACGACUGGCCGGAGAUGGCUCGCGCAGUGCGUGGAUCGACCGGAGAUUCAGCACUCGAUGAGAUGGUCCAGUUACUCCAUGUGUCCAACCAUCGACCCCCAGCAAUGCCCAAUGUUCGCCAGAUUGUACAUCGCCACCUAGACGAGCUGCCGCAGCUAUUGGGCCUGGCUCCAGCCCCAAGCGCCGGCCCAAGCCCUAGUGUUCUGAAACAAACGACACAGAUUGCGCCGGAGACCAUGACCAAUCAACAGGUUGUUGUCGCUGCGACCAAAGACGCGGAUCAGCCUGGCGACGACGACGAAGGAUUGGUUGAAGAAAAUGUAACGCUCCCUACCUACGUCGAGCCCGCGUCUCGUCCUCAAAAGGAGAUCGCUGCCGCGGAGAAACUACAUCGAGUCCUGACCCAAGCUCUGGAACGUGGCAAGCAACGCCAAACCGACGGGUCGAUCAAGUCGCAGCGCGUUCUGCCAGCAAUUGUCGAAUCGUUUUUGGUCUACCGACAACUGGUCAGAAUCACUCCCGAGUCGACGCUGACGGAGCGCGUGUACGCGAGAACCGUCUGGGGACCGCUACAACAUCUUUUGCAUUGUCUCCGCCUUGUGCAUCAUGUGGCGCAGGAGAAGGCCCAGCAGUUCCAGCAGGAUUUCAAGAACUUGGACCACGAAGCGUUGGAAGCGCUUGACGAAAAGCUGACUGCCGUCCAGUGCACACUGGAGACCACGACCAAGUUUCAGAAGGUUUUGGGCUCGACGGACAAAGAAGGAAUCCACCGCGAUCGAAACCUAGCAGGAUUGAAGCAGCGCGUCAAGGAGGCGAUUGUGAUAUUCAGCGCUUUGCCAUUUGCUUGGCCGCCCCAUGGGAAGGCCCAUUUCGGGGUGGUGGUUCAUUGGAUGGAAAAUUGGCCGGAAAGUGAACUUAGGAAACCCACCGCGAAGAGAGUGAAACGCCCAAGGUUGAACAUGGGCGAUGAAGCGGAUAUCGAUGAUUUCUAG
Molecule: messenger RNA, 7776 nt
Organism: Mycena indigotica
Lineage: Eukaryota; Fungi; Basidiomycota; Agaricomycetes; Agaricales; Mycenaceae
Product: UvrD-like helicase ATP-binding domain-containing protein
Exons: 41
Coding region: 16-7776 (2586 amino acids)
Molecular function (GO): ATP binding; protein binding
Source: RefSeq, a predicted model, not a curated record